CAAAAUUCAGGGAGAGUUAGUUGGUGUGGAUUACCCUUUUUCUUCGGUGUGUGUCGAGAAAGAGCAGAGUAGAUAAUAGAAGAAAGAAAGAAAAGGAAAGUGUUUUGAGUUUGAGGUCACUCAUCAUCCUUCACUCACUCCCACCACCGAUCACUCAUCAUUAAGCCCUUUUCCCCUUUCAAUUAUCCCAACCUUUCUCCUUUCUCUAUCCUCUAUUCUACAUCAUCACCACCCCAAACCAGAAAACGCGUCAACUCACCACAAAACCCUAUCACCACACACUUCGCUUUCUUCGAUCUGUAGAUCUAUCGUUCUUGCAUCACAUAACCGUUCCUCUCUUCGCUCUGUAACCUAGGGGUUCCUGUGAAAUUCAGCGGUUGAAUUUCUCGGAUUUUGAUGUUUGGGUUUGAAAUUCAGUGGUAGCCAUAGCAUAGAUAUAUUAUUAUUGUUGUUGUUAUUUGUUAUUUUUAAUAUUAUUUAUAUAACAUAGGUGAGGCAGGGUUUGUGGGGGGUGGGAUUGGAGCAUCCGUUUGUGGAUGUGAAGGAAUUGGAGGUUGUUUUGGGGUGAAAUGAGGGAUGCUAUCAAGGUUGAUGGACUUUCUGACUGCCUGCUGGCGGCGAAGAUCCUCCGACGGCAAGGGUUCCGAGGUUACGGGGCGGAAGGACGGGCUGCUGUGGUACAAGGAUGCCGGGCAGCACUUGUUUGGUGAAUACUCAAUGGCUGUUGUUCAGGCCAACAACUUGCUUGAGGAUCAGAGCCAGAUUGAGUCUGGUCCUCUUAGCUUGCUUGAGACUGGCCCUUAUGGUACCUUUGUUGGUGUGUAUGAUGGCCACGGUGGACCUGAGACAUCGCGCUUCGUUUGUGAUCAUCUUUUCCAACAUCUUAAACGAUUUGCGUCCGAGCAGAAGUCCAUGUCAGUGGAGGUUAUUCGGAAGGCAUACCAAGCCACCGAAGAAGGUUUUUUGUCAGUGGUUACCAAACAGUGGCCUAUGAAUCCCCAAAUUGCUGCGGUGGGAUCUUGUUGUUUGGUUGGUGUGAUUUGUGGUGGUAUCCUCUACAUUGCUAACCUUGGUGAUUCCCGUGCUGUGCUUGGGCGGGUUGUCAGAGCGACUGGGGAAGUUUUGGCCAUCCAGCUUUCGUCUGAGCAUAAUGUGGGCAUAGAAUCUGUGAGACAGGAGAUGCAUUCUUUGCAUCCUGAUGACUCAAAAAUUGUGGUUCUAAAGCACAACGUAUGGCGGGUGAAGGGUCUCAUACAGAUUUCUAGAUCCAUUGGCGAUGUAUACCUAAAAAAGGCUGAAUUCAACAAGGAACCACUGUAUGCCAAGUUUCGUGUACGGGAUGGUUUUAAGAGGCCAAUUUUGAGCUCCGACCCAUCAAUUUCUGUUCAUGAACUUCAAUCGCAUGAUCAAUUUCUCAUAUUUGCUUCUGAUGGUCUUUGGGAACACCUUAGCAAUCAAGAUGCCGUUGAUAUAGUUCAAAACAACCCACACAAUGGAAUUGCUCGAAGGCUCAUCAAAGUUGCUUUGCAGGAAGCAGCUAAAAAGAGAGAAAUGAGGUACUCUGAUUUGAAAAAAAUUGAUCGUGGUGUCCGCAGGCAUUUCCACGAUGACAUCACAGUUGUAGUUGUAUUUCUUGACUCCAAUCUUGUCAGCAGAGCCAGCUCAGUAAGAGGUCCUCCUUUAUCGGUGAGAGGAGGUGGUGUUCCCCUUCCUUCUAGAACUUUGGCUCCCUGUGCUGCACCGAUGGAAACUUAGUUCAGGUUGAUGAAGCUGGCUGUAUGAUCUGUUAUGCUUGUAUGUAGUGUUGUAUCCUUAGCAGACAUUGAGCUCUGGUAACCACCAGAUUGUAUAUCCAAUUUAACAGAGAUUGAAAAAACUUUCGCUCAUUUAGUACAAUGUAACAAGUGACUUGGGGUAUGUAGCUUGCGUGAGUAAAGCAUCAUGGAAGUAGAGUACCAAAGCCAAAGGUAACCUUCAAUAUUUGAUCAUUAAGAGGCAAUCAUGUUGCAUCUCAUAUUUUUCUCAUCCAAUGGGGAGUGAUUUCUGUAAGUUGUUCGUGCACUCCUUUGAAUGCAUAGUUAGUUUAUCGCACUCAAUGGGAAAACUAAAUAAGUAUCCAAAGUUCAUAUUGCUUGUUAUCCUUAUUUCUUUUGGGUUAUGUCUGAUACAAAAAGGAUGGUGAAUAUGGAUUUUGGAUCUAGUUCUAGGUACGGAAGUGAUGACUAUGCUAUCUUUGCAAUUUUAUAUUCAAGUAUCAAAUGUUUCUGUAA
Messenger RNA from Vigna unguiculata (cowpea), 2270 nucleotides. RefSeq names its product putative protein phosphatase 2C 46. NCBI's taxonomy places the organism in Eukaryota, Viridiplantae, Streptophyta, Magnoliopsida, Fabales, Fabaceae. Gene Ontology annotation, biological process: protein dephosphorylation. Gene Ontology annotation, molecular function: protein serine/threonine phosphatase activity; cation binding. The record is from RefSeq and is a predicted model, not a curated record.